Messenger RNA from Toxorhynchites rutilus septentrionalis, 1245 nucleotides. RefSeq names its product transmembrane protein 177. The record is from RefSeq and is a predicted model, not a curated record. Bases 89 to 1030 code for a protein of 313 amino acids. The transcript has 3 exons. Lineage: Eukaryota; Metazoa; Arthropoda; Insecta; Diptera; Culicidae.
UUGCUGAUCCUUCCCGAGAAUUGUCAAAAAUAUUUCGUAAACAGAAUGUUUUGAUUUCUCCUCAACCUACCAUUACACCGGGUUCAAAAUGCUUCGGAAAGCUCGUUUAUCUUAUUUUGUGACAGAACCAGGACAGCGUCUUGCUCUCUAUGGAUCGGGAUGUCUCACUGUGGGCCUCUUCGCUGCAAACUUCCUGCCGCACACAAUCGGAAUUGGUUACUACAAAGAAUUCAUCCAAGCCUUCAGAGAUGGCAAACAACGUGAACUGUCGGAGAAACUACGCUAUCGUUUCGAACGAGCAGUCAAACUGCUAAAUCUGUCCACCUUCGAGAAGAAAUUCGUCAGCCCAUUUGUGGUAAUCGGCUUCGACGUUUUCAACGCUGGCUACAUGAAGUCUCGGUUUGGGGGGAUCGUAGGUAUCCCAAUAAAUUUUGAGUACGGUUCCGCGGCGGAUAUCGAGAAAUCUGAAGUCGUAUUGUGCGAUCAGAAAAUCAACUGGUCCUCCGAGGGUGGAAAAUUACUCGAAGAAUCGCUCGUGCUGUCUGAGGAUGAACAAGUUUUCGGAAUUGCUCGGGAAAUCCUUAUCCUAAACACACACAAGAAACUCAUUCAAUCGAUUAUACCCGCAGCAUCGUGGAUGUUUGUUUACGGCACAGCUGCGACGAUGAACGCAAGAGGAAAUUUUUAUGCGAGACCUCUUUCGCUGAGACUAGUUUUGUACGCAAUUUGUAGCGCCUUCGGGUAUGGUAUAUAUUCAUUCGCAACAGACAUGUGCGAAAUUCAUUACGACUCGGACGUGGAUAAACAAUUAGCAGUUUUGGGACCGGAUGUAAUUGACGCAGGUGCACGAUUCUAUGACAAGAUACUUAAGAAAAAUGUUGCUCUUCGGAAACUGACCGGAGAGAACUAUUACACCGCAAAGGGUAACAUAAAUUACAUGAUUAGGCAGAAGACAGCGCCUCUAACAAUGCGCAAAGAGUUCUUUGUUUCCGGCUAUAAGGAGUUUAUUGCCAAAGAGGAGUCUAGUUGAAAAAUAAAAAUUUGUUAGAAAUGAAUAGAAUGGAAAAAUUGAAAACCAACCACGGCUUAUUUAUUCCGUUUCCGUAACGCUAUCUGAUCGAUAACAGCGAGGACUUUUUCAAAUUUUCGAUAGAAAUGGAAGAUGACACUUAUUUGGGUAUCAUCCGUAUGCAUUAGUAAAAAAUAUAAUUGAUAGUAUAUAAAAAUAUAUUUUCCGCAACUUAA